CCUGGGAGCUUCGUUAGAAUGAGAUCUUCAAAGUGAGGGAGGCUUCUAGCGGCUCUGCGCUUCGGGGGGGGUGGAAGAAUGCUGUAUUGGCAUGGAAACGGGUGAAGCUAGCCGCCAGCCGCUAGCCGCACGCACGUUAAGACUGAGAAUUCAACUGGAUGCGAUGCAGCUCGGUGCAGGAGGGAGACUCCAAGUUGCACCCGCGACCACCCCUGCCUCGCACAGUGCAUGAAAGGGGGAUGCAAAGUAUGGGGUUCGGUGCAACAGAGGAGAGUGAUAACACGAAGCAGAUCUCGGGCGGCAGAGAUCAUGCGUUCGCCUUCUACUGAUGAACACCGAACACUUUCAUUGCCAAGGGAGUCGGCUGCAUGAGUGUAUGGAGCUCACACGGUUUAAAAUGAAGACUGGUUAAUCGGUUUGUGGGAAGCAAAAAGUUAUGGAGCAUCAAGGGGUGGUCGCCGCUUCGCCGAGAGCUGCCUGAACUCGGAUUUGCACCCUGUGGCCGUUCACUGGAGCCGGCGGACUGAAUGUGGGGAAGCAGCUUUCAGUUUUGCUUCGAGGUCGCUGCAGCUGUCGGAGUGGCACCCUGGGGAGUCAUGGCCCCGGAGGGUCCCCAAGAACCGAGAGACAUCCGCACCAACCCGGAGAAGGUUAAGAGGAAGGGCCGACCUCGGAGCGUCAAAGAGAUAACUCACACGUUUGUGAAGCAGGCAAAAAUUCACGGGGUUAAGUACAUCUGUUCACAGCACUAUUCACUACACCGUAGGGUCGUUUGGUUUUUGGCCUUUUGCACCUCGUUGGGGUUCCUCAUCUCUUGGUCCUCCAACCGGUUCCUCUACCUGCUCUCUUUCCCGUCCCACACCCGAUUUCACAUGGACUGGACCAAGGAGCUGAACUUCCCCACUCUCACCAUUUGCAACAAUAACCCCAUCCGCUUCUACCAGUUGACCAAAAGUGACCUGUACUACGCGGGCCAGUGGCUGGGGCUCCUCACCGAGAACCGUACAGCCCGGCCCCUGGUCAUUGAGCUCAUUAAGGAAGACCGGCAGCAGUGGUUUCAGAGACUCUCCGAUUUCCGCCUCUUCCUACCGCCCCGCAGUUUUGAGGGGAUCAGCCUGAAUUUCAUGGACCGCUUGGGCCACCAGUUGGAUGACAUGCUUCUAUCUUGCAGAUACCGAGGGGACAUGUGUGGGCCACAGAAUUUUACCUCAGUUUUUACCAGAUAUGGAAAGUGCUACAUGUUUAACUCAGGAAGUGAUGACAAGCCUCUGCUGACCACUGUGCAAGGUGGGACUGGCAAUGGCCUUGAGAUUAUGUUGGACAUUCAGCAGGAUGACUACUUGCCGGUAUGGGGUGAAGCAGAAGACACAACAUUCGAAGCAGGGAUAAGAGUACAGCUCCACACUCAGUCCGAGCCACCAUUUGUACAUGAGCUGGGAUUUGGAGUUGCACCAGGAUUCCAGACAUUUGUUUCCACUCAAGAGCAACGGCUGAUAUACCUGCCACCACCCUGGGGAGACUGCCAAUCUUCAGCUGUCAACACAGACUUUUUUUCAAGCUACAGUAUCACAGCCUGCAGGAUUGAUUGUGAAACCAGGUACCUGGUGGAGAACUGCAACUGUCGGAUGGUGCACAUGCCAGGUGAUGCUCACUAUUGUACCCCUGAGCAAUACAAGGAGUGUGUGGAGCCUACUUUAGCCAUGCUGGCAGAGACAAACAACAACUGUCUUUGCAAAACACCGUGUUAUCUAACUCGAUACAACAAGGAGCUGUCCAUGGUGAAGAUUCCUAGUCGAACCUCUGCAAAAUAUCUUGAAAAGAAAUUUAACAAGACAGAAAAAUACAUUUCGGAGAAUAUUUUAGUGUUGGACGUUUUCUUUGAAGCCCUGAACUAUGAAACUAUUGAGCAGAAGAAAGCAUACGAAGUUGCAGGCUUACUCGGUGACAUUGGUGGCCAGAUGGGUUUAUUUAUUGGUGCUAGCAUUUUAACAAUACUAGAGCUCUUUGAUUACUUAUACGAGGCUGUUUUCUGCAACCUGAUGACUGGCUAUCCUUAUCACUACCUACAGAAGUAUCUGAGGCAAGUCAGAAUUGCACAUGAAGGUUAUGAAGGACAGGUUAAUGGACGUGAUUAAUUUCAAGAAAGGAGAGGAAGAAGCAAGUCACGAUGAUAAUGUGGUAACACUCUCUGUUAAUCUGGACGAGCCACUCAAACAGGACACAAGCUCUUCCCAGCUGAACUAAAUGUGCCACGUGUCUGCCAAACUCUUUCUAAGGAAACUGUUGUUAUUACACACAUAACAGAUUUUGUUGAAUGCAAUAUGAAUGCUUUAUUGCAAGAUGAAGACUUGUAAGAUAUUCCUCGUAAGAUAUGCUGUGAAGCUUUCCAGGCAAGAAGAGGCUUCCUUUCAGAUCUGGAAAGCACAGAGAGAAUUCCUUCUUGUCUGGAGGGCGUAAAACCUGGUCUGCAGUCUUGACAUUUAAUCAGGGCACAAGCUAGUCAAUGCCUUGUGUGCUCCAAAAAUUGAAGUGAUUAAUAAAGAAAACUGUAUGUGUGUUUUUUCAACAACAAAACAAAAACCCUGAAUAGAUGUGCUUAUGAUGGAGGUGAUUGCUGAGAAUGUCACUUCUUGGUUUCUUUCCCUAACAUGUGAGCUUGUGUCACAUUGUUUCGCUUUAUGUAGCGUGCACCCACAAUAGCAGUCCCCUAGGUUAGUUAUGGUGGUAGCCAACAGCAACAGAAUGUAGACCAGCAUUGCCCACACAGUGUAAAACCUUGUCCAUUUUCACCAUAUAUGUUCACUUUAUUCUUCACACUGACACCAUUCAGUUUUUCAGGUAAUAUUCAUCAGAGAUGGGCACAAGAACCAAGAAGCCAGUCACAAUUUAGGUUCCAUAUCAGUUGGCCUAUCCCCUUAAGUACUGUUCUGCUACUGAGAAAUAUCAGUUUUAACAAAGUUCACUAAUACAGAGAAAUAACUGGUUUGUCCCGUGCUUGAAGAUCAUGACACAGCAAUGAACCUGUCAAAUGGAUGAAAGGCUUCUUGAUGAGUAACAUCACAUAGAUUUGAAACAGAGUGACAAGGGAGUCCUUUGUACCCAAGCAUGUUCCUAUCAUCGCCGUUCCAGAUUAGGAUGUGAAGUGUUUCAUCAAAUCUUAGCAGCACUAAAUGCUGAGAUCCCUGAUGUAACACCCAUAAUAGGGCCUGGGAACAGGUUUUCCCAGAAUGACCUUUACAGGAAUAGCAAUUUACUGAAAUAACCCACAGAAUAGCAAUGGUGAUCACUGUUGUGGCCUCUUCACCCAGCAAAGAAUAAGUCAGGGGUCUUUUACUAAAAGAUACAACUGUACUUGUCAAAUGGUGAAGAAAUGUUCUGUUUCUACUUAGAUUAACAGUGCUGCAGUGCUGGUGAGAGAAAGUUUCUGAUUCGUAAUUGUUAAUUCAUUCAUCCAUACAAACCCACAUCUUUCAACAGUAAAUUACUAAGACAUUAGCUGGCAGUGAGGUUUGCUCAUAUAAUUUAUUUCUUUGUGUACUUAAAAGAAAUGUGGAUGUGUGUCUCGAAUAAAGAAUACAUGAAACAGUUGCAGUCCAACAAAGAUUUCAGCCCUGCAAAUUGUCCCUGUAUUUUGCAACAUUCAAAUUGCAGAUAUUGUCUAACCAUUCUUGCAGAGAUGGUUCUGGUGCUAAUAGCUAGCAAAACAUCUGAGGUGAAGAUUCUUCUUCUAUUUUGCGUGAAUCCACUAUUCGUGAUAUUGAUGAAUGAGCACAUAAGACUAUUAUACUUGGUUAAUUUGUCCACAGUUUUAACUGAAGUAUUAGUUGAUUUAUUUUAAGUGAUAACAACACCUGCAGUAAUUUCUCCUCUUGGCCUAUCUCCCUUCAAUAAGCUAAUGCCAGUUUAUAAGCAUAUUACUUUAGUGCAGAAAUACUGCUGUACUCUGAGAUUUAACAAAAGCAAGCAAGCUGGUCAUGGUGCACCAAGCUUCAGAAGUAUGGAGUGUAGAUGAUCAUUUCCAGUAUAUCAUUUUCAUAUGUUCAUUUGUAAAUAUUUGUAAAUGUUAGCCAAAUAAUUAAAGGAUUUAAAUGAA
Molecule: messenger RNA, 4093 nt
Organism: Pristis pectinata (smalltooth sawfish)
Lineage: Eukaryota; Metazoa; Chordata; Chondrichthyes; Rhinopristiformes; Pristidae
Product: acid-sensing ion channel 2-like
Exons: 11
Coding region: 528-2135 (535 amino acids)
Biological process (GO): sodium ion transmembrane transport
Cellular component (GO): membrane
Molecular function (GO): ligand-gated sodium channel activity
Source: RefSeq, a predicted model, not a curated record